Lobosporangium transversale is the source of this 2457-nucleotide messenger RNA. RefSeq lists its product as hypothetical. Gene Ontology annotation, molecular function: small GTPase binding; GTPase activator activity. Gene Ontology annotation, cellular component: nucleus; cytosol; perinuclear region of cytoplasm. Gene Ontology annotation, biological process: nucleocytoplasmic transport; activation of GTPase activity. The record is from RefSeq and is a predicted model, not a curated record. The transcript has 2 exons. The coding region runs from base 1 to 2457 and encodes 818 amino acids. NCBI's taxonomy places the organism in Eukaryota, Fungi, Mortierellomycota, Mortierellomycetes, Mortierellales, Mortierellaceae.
AUGACAGAGCACCAAUACCAACAAUUCCGAAGGGCUGGCAUAAUUGAGAAAGUACCUUCGCAAGCAAUGGCAACUCAGCCUGCCAUAGUCGAGCCACCAUGCAUUGGAUUCUAUCCUUACAAGAUCCUGGAUGUCAUUACAGAAGCGCCGCAGCUAAGCAGCAGCGACAGUAGCAGCAGCAGCACCGAAGCUAGCAACGCCAACACCAGCAACACCAGCAUUGACGCCAACACUAGCACAAAUAGCACUGACAAUACCAACUGUAGCUGCAAUAACAACAGCAAUCACAACACCGUCAUCCACUUGCCUACAUUGAGAAAGUCGUCAAAGCAGGCCUCUCAGGAUACUCUUUUACCAUUAUCAAACUUGAUUCAAUCUUUCAAUUCGCUCCUUACUACACGCAACAAUGCAUAUAUCGAGGUGAUCAGCUCUAACCUUGAGAAGGUUGCAGAUGUGCUCUUGGAGGCCAAAGAGAAGGAUGACAAGGUGGCUAAUCUGCUGUUGGAAACCAAAGAAAAGGACAGCGAGCUGCAUAAACUGAAAGACAAGAUGCUUAAUCUGGUAUUGGAAACCAAAGAGAAGGACAGCGAGAUGUUUAAACUACAAGAGAAGAUGUUUAAACUACAAUUGGAAGCUAAGGAGAAGGAUGACAUAAUACAACAUCAAGGCCCUGACAAGCUUGCUACCCUUCAAAAGCAUGUCCAUGCUAUCCUUAAGCAGAACGUUGAGCUCCACGAAUACGUAAUUCCUCGACUGUUUAUCAUUCUACCUGUCGAUCACACCAAGUGGGAUCCAACGAAUGUCUUGAAGAACAAAAUUCGUGUUCAUUUCCUAUGUGAAUGUGGAGAUCACACUGCAAUGACAAGCAAGAAUAGUCAGAAGCCACUCCAUAUCACCAAACAUGAUGGAUAUGAGAUCCGAAGCAGCACAGAAUUCUUCCGCAAGUACGGAAAGCACAUGUUCAUCCUCUUACAGUGGCUCAAGCUGAGAAUGUCUUCGUCUGCAACUCUGGCACCAUCCCCAGAUUUGACGGAUGCUGGUAUCGAUUGUUCAAUCGACUAUAUGGAAGCACUCUCUAAGGAGGAUCCAGGCUUGAGCAACAUUGCUACAAUCGAUGACUAUGAUGGACUGAAAGGAUCAGAUUUCCAAAAUGUGUGGACAUCCCUUCGAACCAAUGAUGAAGACAGGCAAUUUGGGAACUUGUACAGGAUCAUGAGCGAAACAGGGCGUGCCAAAUGGGUUUGUCUCGAUCACUGUUGCUCGAUGUAUGAAGAAAAAGAACAGAAGGCAUUUGUAAGUGCAGUGGAAGUGAAUAGUGGCAAAUAUAACGGGCACCUUGGUAAAGUAACUAUCACACUCAGGUCCAGAAAGAGAGCUAAAGGUCUUUUCGAUGCACUAAGCAGGUCAAGACGAGUUUACGAGUUGGAUAUCACAUUUGGCUGGGAUUGGACUGAGAUUGAUCUUGAAGCAUUUGAGAAUGCUUUAGCGGUGUCGAGUGUAUCGAAUCUUCGACUUGGGCUUGCACGAACUCAAAGGAAUGCCGGUACAAAAGAUUCUUCAAUACCCGCGCGAUAUGAGAGGCUUAUUCGCAUCAUAGAGCUCAGUAACAUGAAAACAAUCCAUAUUACUCUAUCUCAGGAUCUCAUGAAACUUCUCGGUUUAGGGCCUGCAAAACUGGCGCACCUUCAUAAGCUAACCUUUGGGGUGAAGGCUCGAUCGAUUGGAGCCAGCGAAUUACAAGGGCUUGUAAAUUCACUCAAGACUAACACGGCAUUAACGACUUUGGACUUGACCAACAACUCAAUUUUUGAUAAAGAAGUCCUGACACUGUCAGAGGCGCUCAAGACCAAUAUAACUCUAGCGAUUUUGGACUUGAGUGACAACUCAAUUGGGGAUAAAGGAGCUCUGUCACUGUCGGAGGCACUUAAGGUUAACAGUAGCUUGACCUCUUUGACGCUGGGUAGCAACUCAAUUGGGGAUAAAGGAGCUCUGGCACUGUCAGAGGCGCUCAAGGUCAACAGUAGUUUGAUGACUUUGAACUUGAGUUACAACUCAAUUGAGGAUGAAGGAGCUCUGGCAUUGUCAGAAGCGCUCAAGGUUAACACUAGUUUGAUAACUUUGGACUUGAGUGACAACUCAAUUGAGGAUGAAGGAGCUCUGGCACUGUCAGAGGCGCUCAAGGUCACCAGUAGUUUGAUGUCUUUGGACUUGAGUUACAACUCAAUUGAGGAUGAAGGAGCUCUGGCACUGUCAGAGGCGCUCAAGGUCACCAGUAAUUUGAUGACUUUGGACUUGAGUGACAACUCAAUUGGAAAGAAAGGAACCUUGGCACUGUCAGAGGCACUCAAGGUCAAUACAACUCUGACGACUUUGAACUUGGAUGGCAACGCAUUUAGGGAUAAAGCAGCUCUGGCAAUCUCAGAAGCCCUCAAGACAAACGCAGUUUUAGCCAAAUAA